Penaeus monodon (black tiger shrimp) is the source of this 2743-nucleotide messenger RNA. RefSeq lists its product as uncharacterized. The record is from RefSeq and is a predicted model, not a curated record. The transcript has 5 exons. The coding region runs from base 1 to 1320 and encodes 439 amino acids. NCBI's taxonomy places the organism in Eukaryota, Metazoa, Arthropoda, Malacostraca, Decapoda, Penaeidae.
AUGUAUCAUACUGUCAAGCUCAGCACAAUGGAUGAACAUACACACAGAUUUUUAGGAGGGAUUUGGAUGACAAUAGACCACCUGAUCAGUAUGCUCUUACCACAGGUGCGGAGAAGAUAUUGUGUCAGGGAAGUUUUAGAGUCAAACAUUGGAUUGUCAGUGGGCAUUAUGAAAGCAGCAAGGUCAAUAAUAAGAAAGGUCAGAAGUGGUCCAAAUUUAAAUUCAGAUGAAAUUGAUGAUAAAUUUCCAGAACAUUUGACACGCAGAAUGAUAUUGAGUCAAAUUGCUUCCAUAUAUGAUCCAUUAGGGUUUGCUGUACCAGUAUUGCUCAAAGCGAAAUUUUUGAUGAGGCUCGUGAUUUCCAAAAUGAGGUGGCGAACUGGUGAAGAUGAAUUUGAGUCACAUCUGAUAGCAGCUAGAAAUAAGAUUGCACCAAUGAAGCAAAUGUCCAUUCCUAGGUUAGAACUAUGUGCGGCUCUUAUGGCUGCUAGAUUAAGGGAAUCUAUUUUAAAGGAGUUUACAUGGAAUUUUGAAGCAAUUUACCACAUACUUGACUCAUCAGUUGUAAGAUCACAAAUCCAAAAGGAGAGUCACGGAUUCAAUACCUUUGUUGCAGUACGCAUAGCAGAGAUACAAAUCAAAACUGACCCAAAGGAAUGGUGGUGGGUCGAUUCAACACAGAAUAUCGCAGACAUGACCUCUAGACCAUGCAAACCAGAGAAAAUUGGAAGAGAAUCUGACUGGCAAAAUGGACCCAAGUUUUUAACUUUACCAACUAAUAGAUGGCCCAUCAGGCAAACUUGUGAGGAUGAGUUAACUGACAGAAUUGGUAUUACCAUCACGGUUAAUAAUGCAAGUCAUGAGAAUUGUGGUAUACAAUUAAUUGAUGUUAAUAGGUAUAGUGACUACUACAAAUUGCUGAGAGUUACAUGUAGGGUAAUGAAUGUAUUCAAAUACAAGUCUUUCAAAGGUAUUCUAAGAACCCCCACAGUUCAAGGGAUUACAGAUGCAGAAAUAUUAUGGGUCAAGGAAAUGCAAAAGAGCAUGACUGAUUGGGAAACAAGGUUCAAAAGAUUGGGACCAUCAGUUGAAAGGGGAAUUAUAGUAGUAGGACAACGAAUUUCUAAGUGGUUGAAAGACAAUUGGAAUCAAGAAAAUUUCAUGUUAAUACCGAAUAAACAUCCUGUUACUAGAUUGUACAUAUCCUGUCUACAUAAAGUAGAUCAUGCAGGUAUAGAGACUACUUUGUGUAAGAUACAGAGGAAGUUCUGGGUUCCGGGAGCUAGAAAAUUAAUAAGAACCAUUAAAAUAAAUGUGUAACAUGCAGAAAAUUAAAAAAGAAAGUGGAAGAUCAAUGCAUGGGUCAAGUGAGGGCAGAAAGGAUGAAACCUGCUCCACCAUUCUAUCAUACAGCAGUAGAUGUGUUUGGGCCCUUGACAAUAAGAGAUUCAGUUAAGAAGAGAACUUAUGGAAAAGCAUUUGGAAUUAUUUUUAAUUGCUUAGUGACAAGAUCAGUUUAUUUGGAUUUAGCUAUGGGAUAUAGUACUGAUGAUUUCUUAACCACUUUUUAAAGAUUCAUUGCUAUUAGGGGGGCCCCUAAAUUUAUGUAUUCUGAUAAGGGAACUCAGCUAAUAUCAGCUAGUAAGAAAGUAGAGACCCUUGGGGAGAAAGAGGGUGUGACCUGGAUUUUCAAUAUGCCAAGUGAUGCACCAUGGUAUAAUGGUGUAAGUGAAGCACUGAUCAAAUCAGUCAAAAGGAGCAUUUGUGUUAGUAUUGGAGAUUCUGUACUAAAUUUUGGAGAAUUACAGACUGCCUUAUUUUGUAUUGCCAAUUUAAUGAAUGAAAGACCAAUAGGCUUAAAACCUGGAUUUAGUUUGGAAUUAGGUAGCUAUCUCUGCCCAAAUGAUCUGUUACUUGGUCGAUCUAGCUGUCAUUGUCCAAUUGGCUUGUAUGAAAUUGAUGGAGAUCAUAUAAUGAGAUUGAGGUUUAUCCAAAAUAUUAUAAAUUCUUUUUGGAAGAAGUGGCAAAGGGACUAUUUCCCGUCAAUGUUGAUUAGACAGAAAUGGCAUACAGCCAAAAGGAAUGUGAAAGUAGAUGUUAUUCUAGUGCAAGAUAGCAAUAUUAUAAGGGGAACAUGGAAGCUGGCUCAAGUAAUUAGGGCUGACCCAGGACGAGAUGGAAUUGUUCGUGAAGUUAAUUUAAGAUAUAAAAUAAUAAAGGAUGGCAAAGGGUAUUAUGGUGUGGCGGAUAAGAUCAUGUGUAGAUCAGUACAUAGAUUAGUAAUGCUGUUGCCAAUAGAAGAACAAGUUUAAGCAUAUGUACCUUGUCCAAUGUAAUCUAGUCCAUGGUAGUCAAUGUGGAGGGGGAGUGUAUCAUUAGUAUGAUAGGUAUAUGAAAAUUAAGAAUAUUUAUGUUUAUUUGAUAAUUACGGGUGAGAUGUUACGUUGCGCAUCUCGAGUGUUUUUUAUUUACCCAUGAGCCCACGUAUGACGUUGCUGUGCGGUUGACGCCUCGUGUGUGAAUCCACUUCGCAGGGAAUAUUUGUGUUGUCGACCUUUCACAGAAGUGGCAGUUAUUGGGCACAAGUCUUUACACUCAUGAAGCCAGUGUUAUGUCCAAUGGGCUGUGGAUUGGGUUUGUGCCGUAACUGAGAUUAUACGUGACGGUAACUACUGGGAAUCAUGGAUUGUGAUAGUGUGGCCAUUGAAGUUGAAACUUUGCUCCAAUAAAAGACUGUUGCAGC